AUGAUGAAACCAUCGGCACUUGAUCGCAUCCACGUGCGCGAGGAGGACCCUAAGGAGAUGUUUGAAAUUAUCGAGAGCGUCGGCGUUGGCAACUUUGGCGUCGUCCUCAAAGCCCGCAACCGUGUCACUGGCGAUAUUGUCGCCAUCAAGCAGGUCCCGCUCAGCGACACAGAUAAGGAGGACCUGGACAUCAUUGUGAAGGAAGUGGAGAUCCUGCAGGAGUGUGACCACCCGAACAUCGUGCGCUUCUAUGGCACGUACCAAUCGAUGGGAGUCCUGUGGAUUGUCAUGGAGUACUGCGAAGGCGGGUCUGUCGACAUGGCGUACGAUCAGUUGCGCCGCCCACUCUCGGAGCCACUCAUCGCCUACGUGUGCCGCCAGGCCCUGCUCGGCCUGCUUUACCUUCACGAGCGUCACGUCAUUCACCGCGACAUCAAGGGUAGCAACUUGCUACUCACCAAAGGCGGCCAGGUGAAGCUGGCCGACUUCGGUGUUAGCACGGUGCUCAAGCACACCUUGUCGAGGCGCAACUCCUUCAUUGGCACGGCGCUGUGGAUGGCGCCGGAGGCCCUCGCAGAGAAGGACUACGACAGCCGCGCCGACAUCUGGUCUUUGGGGAUUACCACGAUUGAGCUGGCGGAGGGGCAGCCGCCGCACCUCGGCAUGCACAUUGCCCGCGCGGUGUUCUUCAUCCCCCUUAACGACCCUCCAACCUUGCAAGCCAAAGAGCGCUGGUCGCCGCAGAUGCACAUGUUCGUCCGCCGCCUGCUGACCAAGGACAAGGAGCUGCGCCCUUCCGCAGCCAUCAUGCUGAUGGACCCUUUCGUGUCACCCGGGGCCGUUGCCCCACAGGAGGACAUGGCCGCAGUGGUGGAGCAGCUCCUCGCGCGUCGCCGGUCCAUCGGUGAGGGGCAGGACGGCAGCGACGGGGACAGUAAUGCGUCUGCCAUGACGAUUGUCACGCGGGCACCGUCGGUGGUGGGCGUCGACGAAGGCGCGGGGGAAGAGGGGGGUGAGGGGGCCGCAGCUAUCCCCACCGAUGAGGCGGCAGCUCAGUGGAUCGAUGAGCACGUGUCGCCGCGGCGAAGAGCUUCACCAGCCACGGGCCAGGCAGCUGCAAGGGCCGGUGGAAGGGCCGCGGGUGCAGGGGCUGCCACUGGCGGCCGAGGUGCGCCGCUUGGUGGGCGACUGGUGCUACUACCGCUGCUGCACCUGGAGGACAUGUCCUUCGACGCACUGAGCGGGUGUGGCCGCACGUUACUCUGCGGCAGCACCGCCAGUACCGCCGGUAUUGAUUCCGUGGGCGGCGCAGCCACAUCUAGUGUUGGGCUGUUUGGCGCCGGUACUGCAGGCGGAGCAACGUUGUCGUCUGGUGGUGUGGCAAGCGGCGUCUGGGGAGGUGGGUCACGUGUAGGCGUGCCUGGAGCCACGCAGACGACGCUAAACGGCAUCUACAUGGGAGAGAGCAACAACAGCACUUCCAUGAUGGCCAGCGUGAACCGUUACUAUCAUUCGUCGUUCCUGAUGCCCACAUCGGCCGGCGGUGGCGCCGCACCAGUGACGUCUCCGUACCCCCCGGUGUACGGGCCGCCUUUUCACGAGGGUCGAUUAGCGACUGCUGCUGCUCAUGGCGAUGCGCUGGCCGAGACGGCCCACUUGCUGGGCUGCAACGUGGAGGCGUUCUCCUCGCAAUUUCUCCGCCUUUUCGAAACGACCACGCUGCGCACUGUUCAGGAGGUGUUUUUAUUUCACCAAUACCUCCCGUACACCCGCGCAGUGUCCGAGGCGGAGGCGAAGCACGCGCAGCGGGUGAGGCUGCUCUGCGGCACGGUGCUAAAGAACGUGUACGCGGCCACGUGUGAGAGUGCGCGGAAUGCGUAG
Molecule: messenger RNA, 1881 nt
Organism: Leishmania braziliensis MHOM/BR/75/M2904
Lineage: Eukaryota; Euglenozoa; Kinetoplastea; Trypanosomatida; Trypanosomatidae
Product: putative protein kinase
Exons: 1
Coding region: 1-1881 (626 amino acids)
Biological process (GO): intracellular signal transduction; regulation of MAPK cascade; protein phosphorylation
Molecular function (GO): protein kinase activity; ATP binding
Source: RefSeq, a predicted model, not a curated record